CUGCCAAGUAGCUGUAUACUGUAGAGUUACUGUUUUUCCCUUUGUAAUUAGUAAGUAUCUUAUAGGGAGAUACUUUGAGACCAUGUAAAUACCCUAUUCUUGAUCAAACUUUCAUCUGAUAGUUUUUGCAUCCAGGAUGGUCCCUGCCUAAGAUACUACUAUGGUGGUUGCAAAAUGGGCUGUUGCCAACACUUGGCUCCAACAAACACCCAAACCAUGUGUGUCUGUUCCAAAUGGCAGUAACUGCCUUCUCUGUCUCUCUGUGCCCACAGCCAGUCCCACGGAACCGAGGUCCUCACCGUCCCCACCGCCUAGCCCCACAGACCCGGAGAGGAGCUCCCAGGAGCCCUUGAUCCUGGCACUGGAGGGCAGCAAGGAGAACCAGCAGCCGGAGGGACGCUCCAGCUCCUCGCUGGGGGGGAAGAUGUACUCAGGCAGCCAGACCACAGGGGGCAUCCAGGAGAUUGUGGCCAUGUCCCCCGAGCUGGACACAUACUCCAUCACCAAGAGAGUCAAAGAGGUCCUCACGGACAACAACCUAGGGCAGAGGCUGUUCGGGGAGAGCAUCCUGGGGCUGACACAGGGCUCCGUGUCUGACCUGCUGUCCCGCCCCAAACCUUGGCAUAAGCUGAGCCUAAAGGGACGGGAGCCCUUUGUGCGCAUGCAGCUGUGGCUCAACGACCCCCAGAAUGUGGAGAAGCUGAGGGACAUGAAGAAGCUGGAGAAGAAAGCCUACCUCAAGCGCAGGUACGGCCUCAUCGGCACCAGCUCAGACAGCGAGUCCCCAGCCACCCGCUCGGAGUGCCCCAGCCCCUGCCUGCAGCCCCAGGACCUGAGCCUCCUGCAAAUCAAGAAGCCGCGAGUGGUGCUGGCGCCCGAGGAGAAGGAGGCGCUGAGGAAGGCCUACCAGCUGGAGCCCUACCCCUCCCAGCAGACCAUCGAACUCCUCUCCUUCCAGCUCAACCUCAAGACCAACACCGUCAUCAACUGGUUUCACAACUACAGGUCCCGGAUGCGCCGGGAGAUGUUGGUGGAGGGGACCCAAGACGAACCAGACCUUGACCCCAGUGGGGGUCCUGGCAUCCUACCACCAGGCCACUCCCACCCAGACCCUACCCCGCAGAGCCCCGACUCUGAGGCUGAGGACCAGAAGCCUACCGUGAAGGAACUGGAGCUUCAGGAAGGCUCCGAGGAGAGCAUCACACCCCCGACCAGCCAGGACAAGGCCCAGGUGAGGAUUAAGCAGGAACAGACUGAGGAGGAUGCAGAGGAAGAGGCGGGCAACCAGCUCCAGGACUCAGGGGAGCCAGACAAAGGCCAAGGUUCCCCCAAAGAGGCGCAUCCUGACCAUCCGGGUAACGACAGACUCUCUAAAGUGGCCCCGGGGCUCCUCCUUCCAGGCGGGACCACUCCAGACUGUCCCUCACUACAGCCCCCCCAGGAGAACGAGGGUGGGGAGCGGCUCCACCCGGACCCUCUAAGUUUUAAGUCGGUCUCAGAGUCCUCGCGCUGCAGCCUGGAGGUGUCCCUGAACUCACCCUCGGCUGCCUCCUCGCCGGGCCUCAUGAUGUCUGUGUCACCCGUCCCCUCCUCCUCAGCCCCCAUCUCCCCGUCCCCACCCGGCGCCCCUCCUGCCAAAGUGCCGAGUGCCAGCCCCAUCGCCGACACAGCUGGGGCUUUGCACCCCAGCGCCAAGGUGAACCCCAACCUGCAGCGGAGACACGAGAAAAUGGCCAACCUGAACAGCAUCAUCUACCGGCUGGAGAGGGCUGCCAAUCGGGAGGAGGCCCUGGAGUGGGAGUUCUGAAGGCAGGGGCACAAGGGCAAGGGGCAUCCCAGGGGGCCAGCUCUCCCCCUCUCACUCACUCUCCCAGACGGGGUGGGGGAAGGAAGGAAGGAACUCAACCAUCCAGAUGUGGACAGCAGCGUUAUGCAGUUUACGUUCUUUGUUGUAAUCCUAGUUCUAUGACGUUGUGAGUGAGCAGGCGGGCCAAGUGCCACUGCCUCUUCUUUGGGGCACCCCUUGCCCCCACCCCCCCCCCGGGAGCAUCCUCUUCUCCACCCCGGCCUCUCUGCAGGAGGCGGAAGCGACGUGGCACCGCAUUUUCACCUGGAAACUCCAAACUCUUUUAGAAAAAUAAAUAUUUAUAGACCUCUUUUAGAUAUUUUAAUAAAGGAUCCUUUGGAAUUUAUUCCCAGCCAAUGCUGUUUUGAUAUUACAGAGAGUUAUAAAAUCAGGAUGCGAAGUAUACACUGAAGUUGUGUCGUUUUUGCCACUAGAUGAGAUUAAAAGAAGACAAUUGUUCAAAGCCAUCACAAAACACUAUAAGACUGACCAAAAUUUAGAUAACCCUUGAACUGCGGUUUUUUUUUUCCAUAUCUGUCUGUGAGACACAGCACACUGCUACUGCCCUUCCGGAAACCGUGCUGAAAAGAAAAAGUCCAAAAGACUCUAAAUGAAAACCUCGACACCAUUGAGGAUGUGUUUCAUUCUGGUGGUCUGUUUUGCAACCUUGAUAACACAGAACGUCCCGCGCCGUUGUCACAGCGUUGUAGGGGUGUGGGCUGCGGCCAGCCAUCCUCCCCAAGACGUGACACAAAACUGCUUCCGGGCCCGCUCGUCAGAUACCUGGGGGCCGCCGAGGUUGGACACCCAGCCUGUCCGUCUGUAGACCAGAUGUGUUUCUGGGUCCUUCGGAAAGCCAGGCGAGGGGUCAGGGGAUUGGAGGGCGGCACUCGAGCCAGAGUGACCCCGUUCCCCCACCUGAAUCGUGGCCACGGCCCAGGAAGUUUCCCACUGGCUUUCCGGAGCAGGACUGCGGCCGCCAUCUCCCCCUCCCUGUGUUCUAAGAAAAUAACAGCGUUGGUCAUCCCACGAGUACGCCGCACCAAAAAGUAGAUUCCUCCAAUUUCUUAGAGACCCCAGCUCCCUUUCUUGCCAUCUUCUCUCUCAAGUUGACCCAGGUGCUGUUUCUGGAAGGCAUCUGCAACUCCCAAGCCCACACAGAACAAAGUGAGAGGGUUGAGUGCACCUCAGCAUGACCACCGUAUCCCAAUCUCUAAGUCUGCCCCCCUGCCUUCCAACACACGACCUUCCGGGGAGCAAAGACUCAAUCCCCCCAACUCAGAGAAGCCCUUCCUUUAGCAUCUUCGUCGUCAGGGUUUCUGGUGGGAGAGUUCCCAGUUUGGACGGAAGAGCCACCAUAUUGGUUUUUGACUCUCUCUCUUCUGUUUUUAUUUCUUCUCCUUUCUCAAACUCUCUGUGGGAAGGCUGAAUUGGUGACUCCCCAGCUGAAUCCAGAAUGACGAUGAAAAGGUGGCCUUAAUCGGUGCCAGUCUAGUGCCGGGGGAGGUAGCUGAGGGCUUUCAAGGAUGCAGCAAGCAUUUUGAAACCAGGCCGGCAAAAUCCAGUGACCAGAAGGGGACAAUUGAGGGCUGUUCCAGAAAUCUCAACUCUCAUGCACCCAGGCCAGGCUGCAGUCUCCACAAUCAACGAAGAACAACACAAACCCUGCAGGAAAACAUCCUUUUCCACACACCCAGGCUAUGCAUUGAAGAGUUUUCCACUGUAUACAUUUUUAUCCAGAUGAAGGUAUUUUUAUAUUUUGACAAUAGGAAACAGUGACCAAUUUUCAGAGUAAGCAAAUCUGGAACAAACGAAACAUCUCCUUUUAGCCACCACCGCCCGGUCGCAAUUAAGACAACCGUGAGGGAACACACCACUUUCUACUGUUGAAACCCACACAACAUUGAAAUCCAGGCUCACCCGCAGACUACAGAUCUUAGAGGACUAAAUCUGGCUUUUGUGUGACGGGAUUUGAUUAAGCACUUAGCAUAUAGUCUUUUGAACACGGAAAUCCUGUUGUACUUAAAGCUAGCAGACCCAUGAACAACUUUGUCAGGUUCACGUCCUAUAACGGUAAAAACAAAACAAAAACCCACAAAACCGUUUCUAUAAGAGAUUGAUGAACUUUGUUUAAAAUUUUAAAAAGAACACGUUCUGUAAACGCGUCGCUCAAUACAGAAUUGUAUAAUAAUG
Molecule: messenger RNA, 4039 nt
Organism: Leptonychotes weddellii (Weddell seal)
Lineage: Eukaryota; Metazoa; Chordata; Mammalia; Carnivora; Phocidae
Source: RefSeq, a predicted model, not a curated record